AUGUUUACCGCGGCGGUGCCGUCCGCUUCGUCUCCGGCGGCGUGCUCCGUGCCGUCCUUGAUGCGCAGUGGCGCCUUUUACGGCGGCCAGCAGCGGUUGUUCUCAAUCGCCGCCAGAUGCCCACGGGUGGCACCGGCGAUUUCGGUCCCCGCUUUCCCCGUCGUCGAGGCCAAGGCCUCCACUAGCAGGGAGAACCGCACCGCUCGUCACAAGCGCAUCCGCAAGAAGGUGAGAUUCCGUGAGCUCUGAUUUCGGCAAUGUGUUGUUAUCUCUCCCUUCGUCCUGCACUUAUUCGCCUAUUUUUUUGAGUUUUUUAAACUCCUGGUAGUAUCUUUUACUCCGUCCUUCGGUUUUCUCCCAAACCAUUGCUAUUCAUGUCUGUUUACUAUAAAUUUUUAUUUUUCUACCGAUGGUUUUUUUCCCGAACAGGUGGAAGGUACCCCGGAGAGGCCACGGAUGAGCGUGUUCCGCUCUAAUAAACAUAUAUAUGUCCAAGUGGUUGAUGAUACCAGGAUGCAUACAUUGGCUGCUGCUUCAACAAUGCAAAAAUCAGUAUCUGAGGAAGUCAACUAUUCUUCUGGGCCGACAAUUGUAAGUCGUGUUGGAUUCAUUAAUCCAUUCUGAUAUUUCGAGGGUCUUCAUUAAGUAUACCCAGUAAUUUUUGUAAUUCUUGUCAUUAUUCUUGUCAACACGCUUUUUUUUUGUAAAUUUUGAAAAUAAAAUAUUUUCUUCUUUCUUGCCAAUGGAUUUAGCUGGAAAUUACUUUGUGAGGAUAGGCUCAAAGACCCACCCAGUGAUAACCCGUACUCCAGCUGGCAUAAAGUCAAGUGGUAGUAACUCGUUCAUGGAUCAUUUUGGCACAAUUUCGUCAGCUCCAAAGCUUUGCAGACUUUCUGGUCUAAGAGAAACACCCGAUUUAUGUGCAAUGUUUCCCCCAUAACUAUUUCCACCUGGUCUCUAGAAACAGUAAUUACCCUUGUGGCUCCAUUUCCUUUAGGUUUUGUAACCCAUUGGAGUUGCAGAAAAAAAUUCCUGCGUUUAUGAACGAAUAUAAUGCUUUAUUUCAUGGUCGAAUUCUUAUUGUAAAGUCGUAGUUUUAAAUUUUAUCCCAAUUUUUCUAAGAAUAGUAUCCCAAUUUCUUCCAUGACUCAAUAGUUUUACAAUCUAUCAAGUCAUGGCAUUGAGGGGGAGGUUAGGGAAAGGUUUCCAUGCUGAGUUGUUGUGCAUGACAGGAUUUGGGCCAAAAGUGGCCUACCAAUUGGGAUUCCAAGGCCCAAGGAUCCUGUGGUAUACAGCUUACCCCAUUGAUAUUCUGACAAUUCUGACAGUAGAGCAAUGUACCUCGUGUUCAUAGCAGCAGUGACAUUGGGAUUGCUUACACUUUAUUUAUUGAGACAGUUGUCUUUCUGAAGGAGACUGCCUCUUUGGUUCUUAGUUUGUAAUAUGCUUUGCAUGGUUUCAGAAUUUUAGUAUCAUAAUCUUGAUGAACUUUCCAUCACAGUUCCCUAACCGUCUUUUCCUCUGGAGAUAAGUCAGAUUGGUCUCCUCCAGGUGCCAUGCAUGCUUUUGGAAUAUUUUCUAUUUCUUCCUCUGGGAGUAGAAACUGCUGCUUCCACACAAAUAAAAUAUUUUUAGACAUUUUAUUUUGUGUAGGCACUCUAAUAUUUUUCACGCAUUGAUGAAUUGUGCAUUUUCCUGAAAAAAUUCUGGGUGAGUUUAACUUCUAAGUGAAUAUUCUUUUAAUUUGUACUUUUAUUUUUCUUAUCAAAAAAACAUGCAUUGAUGCAUUGUUCAUCAAAUUUCAUUUAUACUGUUAUUAACUUUCACCUGUCAGAAGUAGAAGAAUGAAAUUAUUCGGAAUUCUCAUAUUUUGGAUUACACGAACUUGAGUGAGGUCCUUUUUCUCUUUGGUUUUUCUCUGCACUGACUGCCCAGAUACCGAAGUUUAGUAGCUACUGAUUGUCAGUGCCCCCUUACUAGGCAUGCCGUAUCCCAAUUCAAGACGAAUACAGAGACCUUCACUUCCACUGAUAACUUUUAUUAUCUCAAAACCGUCUUUUUAUCAUUCAGCAAUAAAUUAUCGUAUCAUAUUUAAUCAAAGUUGAUAAGUGGCGCAUGAAAUACUAAUAAUCUUGUUCUUUCUUAUGUGCGUACAAAUGAUUCUCUUCACUCUUAAGAAGCAAAGCUCGCAAUAUAUUUUCCAUAGUUUGACGAGAUAUUCCCUAUUAAGAAUCCAUUUUCAACUACGAACUAAGUGUAUGCGCUAGUUUGCCAUUCAUGGUUCCUGGUCUAACCACGAAAGUUCCUCACUGUGAAAUCAUCGUUGGCUCUUAUUUCACUUCAGGAGGUGGCCAGGAAGAUUGGUGAAGUCAUCGCAAAGGCCUGCCUGGAGAAAGGAAUCACAAAAGUCGCCUUUGACCGUGGCGGCUACCCCUACCAUGGCCGGAUAGAAGCCCUUGCCACCGCUGCCCGGGAGGGUGGUCUUCAGUUCUAA
Messenger RNA from Spirodela intermedia, 2494 nucleotides. The record is from the annotation of a GenBank genome assembly. Lineage: Eukaryota; Viridiplantae; Streptophyta; Magnoliopsida; Alismatales; Araceae.